AUGGCAAGAACCAAGCAAACUGCAAGAAAAUCCACAGGUGGACCUGCUCCGUACGGUAGACAUUAUCGUGGAGUAUGGAAUGUUACGCCACAGCAUCAUGUUCCUCGAUCCAAAAAAGCGAAACAAGAAGUCAAAUCUCUUCAUCAUGAUGAUGCAGAGAAACCAAAAGACAUUUUGAAGACUCAGAUGGAAAAGGCUAUUGCCAUAGCUACUCAAAAUCUUGAUCAGAAUGGUGGUACCACUCAUCACCAGGACAUGAUGAUUCCUAUUGAACAACAAUAUGAACAUGUUUCCGAUUUGACUAAAUUAUGGAUUGUUCAAGAUCAGAGAAGACUUUGGAAGAGUAGUAGCAGCUCAUCAUCAUCACCAUCGAUGGAUGAUGAUUUGGAAAACCUUUCCAUCUUGUUACGAGAUUUACCUUCUGAUCUCAAGUAUGACAUUAUUGAUUUCAUUCCGACCUAUUCAAAGAGAAUGGCUCUCAUGGAACAGACUUUAACGAGAAAUCUAAAAGUGGUUGAAAUCAAUGAUCCCCGAACCGUGUUUUAUCAUGAAUUCAAUCCUUUAGACCCAGCUGAAAUUGAAAAGAAGAGAGCUCAUGGAUGCAUGUAUGAGCAUGACACCAUUUUCUUCGCCAACCACAAGAAGAGGCUGAUCAACAAAGAGUAUGCCAUUAGAAUGAAACAUUGUCUAUUGAAACACACAACAACUCUUGACAUGUCCACGGCUGUAGAGAAAAAGUCUUUCAUAUUCUUCCUUACUUUUAUUAGAGCUCAGAGAUUGUAUAUGGAGGGUCGUACUGAUAUGAAUGAUGUUUUAAUGUAUCAAGACAAAGCUGAAAUUGAGGCCUUAUUUUUGAAACCAAGACCUGUCAAAGAUCCAAACAAUGAAAACGAUAUGCAGGCAUCUGACCAUGAAGACUUCUUCUCAAAACCAAUUUCCGCCAAAGUACCCAACCGUUUUAAAGUGAAAGACAGUUACCAUGACGAUGAAAACUUUGAAAGUGCCACGAUGGAUGAGGAGACUAAAAAGGAGGAGGAGACUGAUGACAAUACCAGUCUUGUGUUGAAUAGCGUUCAAAGUAUUUGGGGAACACUAUCGAAUCACCAACCUACUUGUGAAAUUUCAGAUGCUGAUAUUCAAAUGACCAUCAAACAAGUUAUCAAGGACCAGGACCAAGACCUUUCUUCUUUCAGAAGAGGAGAAACUAAAAAAUCGGAAAAGAAAGCGUUUGCAUGGAAAACAGAGGAUGAUACUGAACUCUCCCUAAAGCCUACACAUCUCAUUUACGAGGAUGUCAUUCCAUUUGAGAUGUUGGCUACGUGCAGUCUUUUCAAUCUACACACCACAUCACCCAAGUACACUGACAAUGUUGAGGAAGUAUUGGAAUUCGUCGGUCACAACACCACGCUGCAACACCUUUAUUUAGGACAAGGAAGUGAUUUAGACACAAAAAUUGUCCUUUCAUGUUGCAAGGGAUUACGUAAACUUAGCCUUGUGGGUUGGUCUUCUUUGUACAUACCCUUCUUUAAACACGCAAAAGAUACCAUUAUCGAAACACCAACACUACCCAACCUUUCCAUCAUCGAUUUAUGUGGCUGCUACAAAGAAUGUCUUUCCACUGGAUCAACCUCCUUUUUGGACCAGUUACUUGAGAAAAAUCCAACCAUAGACACAAUUUGUUUCAGUUUAAUGCAAUUGGAAGAGCCAGAACUCGAAGACUAUGACAUAUUUACCAAGUAUAAGAAUGUAUUUUUUGGAGAAAGAAGAAUUGAAUCGAGAGGAAAUUCCCAAAAUAUUGCACUCUUUAUUAACAAUGCUUUGACUUAUACGACAGACACAUUUGUAGAGAUUAUAUCAAGUGUUAGAGCAUUCAGGCAAGAUUUUAGCGCUCUUUUCCCCAGAUGGAUGGGAAAUUAUUACUAUCAUGAGAACGACGACCAAGGAAUUGAUUACCUUCUCAAAGUUAAGGAUGCUGUGGAUGUAUUAUUUAGAGAUUAUCUCUUUCCUUUAGAAUGUAUCACUCAAAAGUCGUUUUUAAAGCCCGAAUUAUUUGAAUACGCUGUAUAUUUGGCUAAUACUUAUCAGAACGGGCGAUUCUUUCCUAGUCCAAUCGCAGGAACAUAUACUUGGUUUAGUGUUGACACAGAGUUCAGUAGGGCUGUCAUUGCUGGGUUGAAAGUCGAGAACAGCAUGGAGGAAUUAGCGUUUGGCAUGACCAAGGAUUACUUGGAAGACAUUCUCACCUUUUUACAAGCAAAAUAUUCCUCUGGAAAGAGUUUUGACUCGAUUUUGAGAUAUUUAUUUAUUUAUUCUCUUAGAAUUAAGGCUGACAUUGACUUAUUCUCCAAGAUCUUGAGAUUUAUCAAGAAAAAAGCAGACAAACUUGACACCAAUCUCAUAUUCUCUCCUGUGAAGUGUGUUAUUUCUCCACAUCACUUGAAAACAGUCAAAGAAGAAAUUGAUCCCUCCUUUUCGUACAUUUCUAUUCCAAGCGCUGCUUUUGUAUUUCAAACAACCUUCCAAUGCUCGGCUCUUUUCCUAGAUGUCGUACCAAAUCAUGAUUUAUUGUAUCGCAAUGAGCUCGGUGAUACAUUUUUACAUAUUCCUCUGGUCUUUAAAGAACAGCUUGCUGUUGAACUUGCACUUCAAAAAGAGCCAAAAUUGGCUCAUGUUUUGAAUAAUGAGUCAAGAUCUAUCCUCCACAUUUUAGCACGAACAGUUACAAAUAUUCCAAUUAUUCACCGAUUGGUGUCACACUACAAAGUUGAUACCAACCUCAAAGAUAUUUAUGGUAUGACUCCAUUUGAUGACUUGAGCGAAGUUGAAAUUGAGGUUGUAGGUGAUUCUUUCAGUCUCAAUCCAAAAUCUGGAGCAACAGGCCAGUGGGAUUAUUAUUAA
This is a messenger RNA of Naegleria lovaniensis, 2898 nucleotides long. RefSeq lists its product as uncharacterized. The record is from RefSeq and is a predicted model, not a curated record. Lineage: Eukaryota; Heterolobosea; Eutetramitea; Acrasida; Naegleriidae. The transcript has a single exon. The coding region runs from base 1 to 2898 and encodes 965 amino acids.